Molecule: messenger RNA, 5405 nt
Organism: Cololabis saira (Pacific saury)
Lineage: Eukaryota; Metazoa; Chordata; Actinopteri; Beloniformes; Belonidae
Gene: usp7
Product: ubiquitin specific peptidase 7 (herpes virus-associated)
Exons: 31
Coding region: 300-3635 (1111 amino acids)
Biological process (GO): protein deubiquitination; regulation of protein stability
Cellular component (GO): nucleus; cytosol
Molecular function (GO): protein binding; cysteine-type endopeptidase activity; cysteine-type deubiquitinase activity
Source: RefSeq, a predicted model, not a curated record
CGGCCGGCCCCCGUGACUCGCCAAAACCCCCACCAAAAGGCGCCGAGAUUGGGCGAAUAGCGAGCAAAUACGUCCGCGUUUCUCUGCCCGCGUCCCCCCCCCGCUCCCCGGCGCUGACAGCGGACAAGGCCGAGGUCGUCGCACCGCAGGCCCGGCCGCCGCCGAGGCUCCACUCGGACCCGCCCGCCUCACCGCCUGUCCCCCGUCAACAGUCCGAGCCAGCCCUGGACAAGGACAAGGUCGAGGCCGCCCGAGAGAGCAGGGAUCCCCGCCUGGUCCCGCCGGCAGCCCCCGCCGACAUGAACCACCACCAGCACACGCAGCAGCAGCAGCAGAAAGCCGGGGAGCAGCAGCUCAGCGAGCCGGAGGACAUGGAGAUGGAGGCUGGUGACACAGAUGACCCUCCAAGAAUCCCGGCCAACCCAGUGAUCAAUGGUAAUGUGGCAAUGGCAGAUGGACACAACAAUACAGAGGAGGACAUGGAGGAUGACACCAGCUGGCGAUCAGAGGCGACGUUCCGGUUUGUGGUGGAGCGCUUUAGCCGCCUGAGUGAAUCUGUGCUUAGCCCGUCAUGCUUUGUCCGGAACCUCCCUUGGAAGAUAAUGGUGAUGCCUCGGUUUUAUCCUGACCGGCCUCACCAGAAGAGCGUUGGCUUCUUCCUGCAGUGUAAUGCAGAGUCAGACUCCACGUCAUGGUCGUGUCAUGCACAGGCCAUGCUGAAGAUCAUCAACUACAAAGACGACGAGAAGUCAUUCAGCCGCAGGAUCAGUCACCUGUUCUUCCACAAGGAGAAUGAUUGGGGUUUCUCUAACUUCAUGUCCUGGAGUGACGUGACUGACCCCGAGAGAGGUUUCGUUGAUGAUGACAAAGUCACAUUUGAAGUCUACGUCCAGGCAGAUGCCCCACAUGGAGUGGCUUGGGACUCAAAGAAACACACAGGAUAUGUCGGACUAAAGAACCAGGGAGCGACCUGCUACAUGAACAGCCUGCUUCAGACGCUGUUCUUCACUAACCAGCUACGGCGGGCGGUGUACAUGAUGCCCACAGAAGGAGAUGACUCGUCGAAGAGCGUUCCCCUGGCACUGCAGAGGGUGUUCUAUGAACUGCAACACAGUGACAAACCAGUUGGCACCAAGAAACUCACAAAGUCUUUUGGGUGGGAAACGCUUGACAGCUUCAUGCAACAUGAUGUACAAGAGCUGUGCAGAGUGCUCCUUGACAACGUGGAGAACAAAAUGAAAGGAACUUGCGUUGAAGGAACUAUCCCCAAACUUUUCAGAGGAAAGAUGGUGUCAUAUAUCCAGUGUAAGCAUGUGGAUUACCGGUCUGAGAGGAUUGAGGACUACUAUGACAUUCAGCUUAGCAUAAAAGGAAAGAAAAACAUUUUCGAGUCUUUCAAAGAUUAUGUUGCAACUGAGCAGUUGGAUGGAGACAACAAAUAUGAUGCAGGAGAACAUGGUCUUCAGGAGGCAGAAAAGGGAGUGAAGUUCCUUACGUUCCCACCGAUCCUUCAUCUACAGCUGAUGAGGUUCAUGUAUGACCCACAGACUGACCAAAACAUCAAGAUUAAUGACAGAUUUGAGUUUCCAGAUCAGUUACCGCUGGAUGAGUUCCUUCAGAAGCCAGACUCCAAGGAUCCAGCAAAUUACAUCCUACAUGCAGUGUUAGUCCACAGCGGGGACAACCAUGGCGGUCACUAUGUCGUCUAUCUUAAUCCCAAAGGAGACGGCAAAGUGAGCGUCAAGGAACCAAUUUGGUGUAAGUUUGAUGAUGACGUGGUGUCACGGUGCACCAAGGAGGAAGCCAUAGAACAUAACUAUGGUGGUCACGAUGACGACCUCUCAGUCCGCCACUGCACCAACGCAUACAUGUUGGUCUACAUCCGCGAGUCCAAGCUUAGUGAGGUGCUCCAGCCAAUGACUGAUGUGGACAUACCCCAGCAGCUAGUGGAGCGUUUGCAGGAGGAGAAGAGGGUAGAGGCCCAGAAGAGGAAGGAACGCCAAGAAGCUCACCUCUACAUGCAGGUCCAGAUGGUGACCGAGGACCAGUUCUGCGGUCAUCAGGGCAACGACAUGUACGAUGAGGAGAAAGUGAAGUACACAGUCUUCAAAGUCCUCAAGAGCUCCACGCUGCAAGAGUUUGUUCAGAACCUCUCCCAGACCAUGGGUUUCCCACAAGACCAGAUGAGACUAUGGCCCAUGCAGGCCCGUAGCAAUGGAACCAAGCGGCCCGCCAUGCUCGACUACGAGGCUGACUGCAACAAGUCGAUGAUUGACUUGAGUGACAAUGAGAACCCCUGGACAAUAUUUCUGGAAACGGUGGAUCCGGAGAUGGCAGCCAGCGGGGCCACAUUACCCAAGUUCGACAAAGACCAUGAUGUCAUGUUGUUCUUGAAGAUGUAUGAUCCCAAAACCAGAAGCUUAAAUUAUUGUGGACAUAUCUACACACCUAUAUCCUGCAAAAUAAGAGACUUGCUGACAGUCAUGUGUGAGAGAGCAGGGUUUCAGCAGGAAACAAGCCUUAUCCUCUAUGAGGAAGUAAAGCCCAAUCUAACGGAGCGGAUACAGGACUACGACGUCUCUCUGGACAAGGCCCUGGAUGAGCUCAUGGAUGGGGACAUCAUUGUCUUCCAGAAGGACGACCCAGAGAACGAUAACAGUGAGCUGCCUACGGCCAAGGACUAUUUUCGGGACCUCUACCACCGGGUUGAUGUCAUUUUCUGUGACAAGACCAUCCACAACGACCCCGGCUUCGUGGUCACGCUCUCUAACCGCAUGAACUAUUUUCAGGUGGCCAAGACUGUUGCGCAGAGGCUGAACACAGAUCCCAUGCUGCUGCAGUUCUUCAAGUCACAGGGGUACAGGGAUGGUCCAGGGAAUCCUCUCAGACACAACUAUGAGGGAACACUGCGAGACCUGCUGCAAUUCUUCAAGCCUCGGCAGCCCAAGAAACUCUAUUACCAGCAGUUGAAGAUGAAGAUCACAGACUUCGAGAACAGGAGGAGUUUUAAAUCCAUAUGGCUCAACAGCCAGUUCAGAGAGGAGGAGAUCACCCUCUAUCCUGACAAGCAUGGCUGUGUCCGGGACCUUUUGGAAGAAUGUAAAAAGGCAGUGGAACUGUCUGAAAAUGGCUCUGAGAAACUCAGGCUGUUAGAGAUAGUAAGCUAUAAAAUCAUCGCGGUUCACCAGGAGGACGAGCUGCUAGAAUGUUUAUCUCCUGCUGCCAGCCGCACCUUCAGAAUAGAGGAGAUUCCUUUGGACCAAGUGGAUUUGGACAGGGAUACUGAAAUGCUAAUCCCUGUUGCUCACUUCCACAAGGAAGUCUUCGGCACAUUUGGAAUUCCUUUCUUGCUUAAGAUCAGACAGGGUGAGUCGUUUCGGGAGGUGAUGAGAAGGAUCCAGACCAUGCUGGACAUCCAGGAGAAAGAAUUUGAGAAGUUCAAGUUUGCGAUUGUGAUGAUGGGUCGACAUCAGUACAUCACUGAAGAUGAGUAUGAGGUCAACCUGACGGACUUUGAACCACAGCCAGGUAAUAUGACCCACCCCCGGCCCUGGCUAGGGUUGGAUCAUUUCAACAAGGCUCCAAAGAGAGGUCGCUACACCUACCUGGAGAAAGCAAUCAAGAUUCACAACUAAAGCAGCCCACCCUCCCUCUCCUUGUCCUCCUCACCCGCUCCGCCUUCCUCCCCUCCUACGUUAACGAACCAUAACCACAGACUGUAACCAACUGCGUGUGUGUGUUUGUGUGCGAGAUUGUUUGGGUGUGCUCGUAUGCGUGUGCAUUCAUCAUUUUUAACACCCCGCCUGGACACCUCUACAGCUCUGCACCUGCACUAUGUCUUCAGUGAUACGGGAUCUUGCUGCAGCUGACGGAUUAUUCUUCAACCACAAAAUAAACUGCACCAACCACCUCCUGACUGUUGAUUUUGUUGUAAAUUUUUUUUUCUUUUUUUUUUUUUUUUUUCUCGUUAGUCUCCCUCUGCAUUUGAGGCUGUUUGGUUGUAUUUUUAUUUUCUGGCUUCUCUACCUGUGACUGCCUGCUUUUUGUUGCCUGCCUGGAAGUGGGAGAAAUUGGAUUUUAAGAUUAAUGGGGUGAAGAGGGAAGUGGAAUUGGGAUAAAGAUCUAUAAGUUUUAGGGUUUAUUUCUUUUUUUUUUUCUCUUUUUUUUCCCUCUCACACCUAACCCAUCAGUUUUUUGUUUUUUUUUCCUUUUGAGUUUUGUUUUGGGGGGUAGUUUUUAAAUGAGAUUGUUUUAGAGGAAUCGUACUGCUGUGUGCAGAGUGUGAUGGAAGGAUGUGAGGACUGAGGACUAACUGACAAAGAGAAGCUGAUGGUCAUUUCGUGGAAGACUAUUUUUGCAUAAACGGCUGCAGGCUGGCGUUCACUCUGAGGCUCACUAGUUGCCCCCAAUGAAGUUCUUGAUAGUUUCUGCUCCCAUCCUGUUAAACCAGUAUUUCCAAGUUUACACACGAUUCUUUCUCACUUAGUUUGGUUGAAGAGAAAAUAAUUUUUUUUGUCUCUUUAUGCAGACCUUGUAUAUUAAAAUUAAAAAAAAAAAUCAGCAAAACAGAAUCUGUUUAAAAAAAAUAAUAAAUGGAGAAAAAUGAGAUUUGUCUGUAUUUCAUCUUGAACGUUGGCACUUAAAGGUUUCUCAGGACUGGCAAAUGUACAUUUUGGCUUUAAGGAACACUCAUGCAUGAAGAUUGCCCUCUUAACUCCUUUUUUUUAUUAUUUGUUUUGGGUUCGGUGGUGUUAUUGUUAGUCAUUCCUCUGAACACAAACACGCACACGCAAGCUUCCGUCUUCUCUUGAAUCUGUCGCCCCCCGGUGGUUGAGAGCAGUAACUGCGCUGUGCUUGGUAGAGCUGCAGACACUUUUAAAGCCCCACAGGUUUGAGGAUUGUGUAGAGCCGAAACCAGCAUUGUAAGAAACACUUUAAAAAUCCCAUGAUUUUAUUUUUCCUUUGUUUUUAAAGCACAGAUGGAAUGCACCCCUUAUAUCACAUAGGAGGCUCUGUAAAGACAACAUUUAAGAAUUGUAUAUUUAAAAAUAUGAACGUGUAAAAUUUAAGAGAAACACGCCUUUCUUGUUGGGUACUGAAGGAGCCAGGUGUUCAUAUUUCUUGUGUGUAGGUUUAUUUUUUUCUUUCUUUGGCUUUUUUGCGUUCCUGAUGCACCAUUGAAUUUUUUUCUGUUACAUCUGGAUUUUUUUCUUCUUUUAAAGACUAACUGCGGUGGUUUGUCUUGUUAAAAACUUCAAUACAAAGAUGACUGGCAGAAUCGCAACCUUAAUUUGAUCUUUUCCAGUUUAAAAUCAUCAGUGUAGCAGCAGUGUACGACAACUAUUCCUGUAUAUUGCCUUUUUGCUGGAAAAUGUAUGUUGAAUAAAAUUUUCUAUAAAAACAAA